Messenger RNA from Neltuma alba, 3008 nucleotides. Its product is annotated as DNA replication licensing factor MCM4. The record is from RefSeq and is a predicted model, not a curated record. Lineage: Eukaryota; Viridiplantae; Streptophyta; Magnoliopsida; Fabales; Fabaceae. Gene Ontology annotation, biological process: DNA strand elongation involved in DNA replication; DNA replication; double-strand break repair via break-induced replication. Gene Ontology annotation, molecular function: single-stranded DNA helicase activity; ATP binding; single-stranded DNA binding. Gene Ontology annotation, cellular component: MCM complex; nucleus. The transcript is spliced from 18 exons. Bases 43 to 2562 code for a protein of 839 amino acids.
CCUUUCUCUCUACUGGUGUGCUUGUUGCUUUCACAAGUAGUCAUGGCUUCCGAUUCUUCUCCGACGAAUUUCAACAACGGUCCUUCCUCUCCUGAUGAUUCAUUUUCCAGCCCAAUCGGCAACACAUUAUCCUCUCCCGGAGAUGCUGCUCGCCACAGAGGGCGCCGGCGUUCUUCGACACCGUCCGCCUUCGCAACUCCUCCCUCUAAUCGAUCUCGAUUCGCCUCCUCCGAUGCGACCCCAACUCCAUCGAGGUCCAGGCAAAGGGGAGGUGCUCGGAGAGCGUCUACGUCUACCCCUGUUGCAGCCACGCCCACAUCCACUGAUGACGUUCCUAUGUCAUCAGAAGGCGGAGAGGGCUAUAAUGCAGACGAUAUCAGGCCUACCUUCGUCUGGGGUACUAAUAUAAGCGUCGAAGACGUGAAUGAGGCGAUUCAGAGGUUUUUAAAGCACUUCCGAGAGCAGUCAUCUCAGAGCGAUGGGCUGCAUAUGGAGGGGAAAUAUGAGACAGCUAUCAAACAAGUCAUUGAAAUUGAGGGAGAUUCACUAGACGUCGAUGCACACGAUGUAUUUGAUUAUGAUCCGGACUUGUACACCAAAAUGGUCAGAUAUCCUCUCGAAGUUCUUGCAAUUUUUGAUUUGGUUCUAAUGAAUAUGGUUAGUAGAAUCAACCCGUUGUUCGAGAAGCACAUUCAAACUCGAAUUUUUAAUCUAAAAACCUCGACUUCAAUGAGGAAUUUGAAUCCAUCUGAUAUUGAGAGGAUGAUAUCAUUGAAGGGAAUGAUCAUUCGAUGUAGCUCCAUUAUACCAGAAAUUAGGGAAGCUAUAUUUAGAUGUCUCGUGUGUGGAUACUGCUCAGAACCGGUUGCCGUGGAGAGAGGGCGAAUAAAUGAACCUACUAAAUGUCUGAGAGAAGAAUGUCAAGCCAGGAACUCCAUGACACUGGUUCACAACCGAUGCAGUUUCACAGACAAGCAAAUUGUGAGGCUCCAGGAGACACCUGAUGAGAUACCUGAAGGGGGAACACCACACACAGUAAGCUUGUUGGUGCAUGACAAGCUGGUGGAUGCUGGAAAGCCGGGUGACAGAGUUGAGGUGACUGGCAUAUAUAGGGCUAUGAGUGUCAGGGUUGGACCAACUCAAAGAACUGUUAAAUCACUGUUCAAGACUUACAUUGACUGCCUUCAUAUUAAGAAGACUGAUAAGUCAAGAAUGCUGUCAGAGGAUGCAAUGGAUGUUGAAACUAGCCUGGGCAACAGAAAUACAGAAGAAAUUAAUUUUGACGAAGAAAAGGUGGCUCAACUUAAAGAGCUAUCAAAACAGGCAGAUAUAUAUGAAAGGCUGACAAAGUCAUUGGCUCCAAACAUCUGGGAGCUAGAUGAUGUGAAGAAAGGUCUUCUUUGCCAGCUGUUUGGUGGAAGUGCUUUGAAGUUGGCAUCUGGCGCUAACUUCCGUGGUGAUAUUAAUAUUUUACUAGUUGGUGAUCCUGGAACCAGCAAAUCCCAGCUGCUCCAAUACAUACAUAAACUUUCUCCACGUGGCAUUUACACAAGUGGAAGAGGCAGCUCUGCUGUUGGACUGACUGCUUAUGUUGCCAAAGAUCCUGAGACAGGCGAAACUGUUCUUGAGAGUGGCGCUCUAGUUUUAAGUGACAGAGGCAUCUGCUGUAUAGAUGAAUUUGACAAAAUGUCUGAGAAUGCCAGGAGCAUGUUACACGAGGUGAUGGAACAACAAACUGUUUCAAUAGCAAAAGCAGGUAUUAUUGCCUCCCUCAAUGCCAGGACUUCAGUGUUGGCUUGCGCGAACCCCAGUGGGUCACGAUAUAACCCUCGCUUGUCUGUCAUUGACAAUAUACAACUUCCUCCUACACUUCUGUCCAGGUUUGAUUUGAUCUACUUAAUUCUUGACAAGGCUGACGAACAGACAGAUAGACGACUUGCGAAACAUAUUGUUUCCUUACACUUUGAGAAUCCUGAGAGCUUAGAGCAAGAUGUGUUGGAUCUUCCUACAUUAACUGCUUAUGUGAGCUAUGCUCGAAAGCAUAUACACCCACAACUAUCUGAUGAAGCUGCUGAAGAAUUGACUAGAGGUUAUGUUGAGAUAAGAAGGAGAGGAAAUUUUCCAGGGAGUAGCAAGAAGGUGAUAACAGCAACACCAAGGCAGAUUGAGAGUCUAAUACGGCUUAGCGAAGCAUUGGCUCGGAUUCGCUUUUCAGAAUGGGUAGAAAAGCGGGAUGUAAUGGAGGCAUUUCGGCUUCUAGAAGUUGCAAUGCAGCAGUCUGCCACAGAUCACUCUACUGGAACCAUUGACAUGGAUCUUAUUACUACCGGAGUUUCUGCGAGUGAAAGGAUGAGACGAGAAAGUCUGAUACAGGCAACUCGCAACAUAAUCAUGGAGAAGAUGCAAAUUGGAGGACCAUCAAUGCGAUUAUUGGAGUUACUGGAAGAGUUGAAGAAACAGAACGCCAGUGAAGUCCACCUCAGUGAUCUAAGAAAUGCAGUUGCUAGUUUGGCCAGCGAAGGAUUUGUUGUACUGCAUGGUGACAGUAUAAAAAGAUCGUGAUAAAAUGAAUGACAAUAUGAUCCUUGGAUUUUAUAUUUUAAGGUGGCUACUAGGUGAUGUAGUUCUUUUAGUCAUCACAAGCCGAGUGCUGAGGAAAGUAGUAAGGCGCUCUGUAAAUGGUUGCAUUGGUAGGCUUUUCAUUGCUGUUCUUUGUCGUAGAGUCGUCAAGAAGUGCGACGAAAGGCUAGCUUGGGUGGUUGAAAGGAUGGAAUACGAGUAAAACAGGACAGCUUCCCGGGGGGGGGGGGAGAACUGUCAAAAUGUAUUUGAAUGUGUUCUUUUCUUAACAAGCAACAUUAUGAUAUUAUUUAUAAGCGUUGAAUUAUGAGUGAUAAAUUAGCAUAUUAGCUAAUUUCAAUUUCAAUAUGUCGAUAGCUUGGUGCAGAUGUAUGAUCAUAAACAGAAUGCAUCAAUGUUAAAGACCGAAAUGGCUGUUUCUUUGCGGA